CGCCGAGGAACCGGGCCGGGCCGGAGAGAAAGGAAACCUGCGGGGGGGAGGCGGCGGCGGCCGCCGAGCGGGCGAGGGAGGAGAGUUCACUUCCACUCGGGUGUCAGCGCGCGGCGGCGGCGGCGGGUGCUGGCGCGGGAGCGCCCAGGGAGAGGGGCGCCCGUCUCGGAGCGGCCAGGGGGAGGAAGCGAGAGGCUGGUUCGCAGCGCGCCGGCAGGGCGCGGAGCCCGCGAGGCUGGCCAGCGAGGGGAGCCGUGGGGGGCGCGCCCCGGACGGGCCCCCGGAGAAGCGCAGGAUGCCCCACGAGGAGUUGCCGUCGCUGCAGAGACCCCGCUAUGGCUCUAUCGUGGAUGAUGAAAGGCUCUCUGCAGAGGAGAUGGAUGAGAGGAGGCGGCAGAACAUCGCUUAUGAAUAUUUGUGCCACUUAGAAGAAGCCAAAAGGUGGAUGGAAGUCUGCUUAGUUGAAGAAUUGCCACCAACCACUGAACUGGAAGAAGGGCUCCGGAACGGAGUUUACCUUGCAAAGUUAGCCAAGUUCUUUGCUCCAAAAAUUGUAUCGGAAAAAAAGAUCUAUGAUGUGGAACAAACGCGUUAUAAGAAGUCUGGCCUUCAUUUCCGACAUACAGAUAAUACCGUCCAGUGGUUAAGAGCGAUGGAGUCUAUUGGGCUACCCAAGAUAUUUUAUCCAGAAACCACAGAUGUCUAUGAUCGGAAAAACAUACCAAGGAUGAUAUAUUGCAUUCAUGCACUGAGUUUAUAUCUGUUCAAACUAGGAAUAGCACCCCAGAUCCAGGAUUUAUUGGGCAAAGUAGACUUCACAGAGGAAGAAAUCAGUAAUAUGAGAAAAGAACUUGAGAAAUAUGGAAUACAGAUGCCAUCUUUCAGCAAAAUAGGCGGUAUUCUGGCCAAUGAACUGUCCGUGGAUGAAGCCGCAUUACAUGCUGCAGUGAUCGCCAUCAACGAAGCUGUUGAAAAAGGAAUAGCAGAGCAGACCAUCAUAACGCUAAGGAACCCCAAUGCGGUUUUAACUUCAGUGGAUGACGACCUUGCACAGGAAUAUCAGAAAGAACUCUGGGACGCCAAAAAGAAAAAAGAGGAAAAUGCAAGACUGAAGAAUAGCUGUAUUUCAGAGGAAGAGAGGGACGCGUAUGAAGAACUGCUGACACAAGCAGAAAUCCAAGGCAACGUUAACAAAGUCAACAGGCAGGCUGCAGUGGAGCACAUCAAUGCUGUCCUUCGGGAAGGUGACCCUGAGAAUACACUGCUUGCUCUGAAGAGACCAGAGGCCCAGCUGCCUGCUGUUUAUCCCUUUGCUGCUGCUAUGUAUCAGAAUGAACUUUCCAACCUCCAGAAACAGAAUGCCGUGAACUACUUGGCCCACGAGGAGCUGGCGAUUGCGGUGGAAAUGUUGUCUGCAGUUGCUUUACUAAACCAGGCCCUGGAAAGCAGCGAUCUUGUGUCUGUACAGAAUCAACUUAAAAGCCCCACAAUAGGCUUAAACAAUCUGGACCAGGCAUAUGUGGAACGUUACGCAGACUCUCUACUCGCUGUGAAACUGGAAGCCGUAUCCCAAGGGCAAGAUAACUUAAGCUGGAAUGAAAUUCAGAAUUGUAUCGACUUGGUUAAUAUUCAGAUACAAGAAGAAAAUGACCGAAUGGUAGCUGUAGGGUACAUUAAUGAAGCCAUUGAUCAAGGGAACCCUGUGAAGACUUUGGAAUCUUUGCUGUUGCCCACUGCAAAUAUCAAAGAUGUGGACCCAGACUUUGCCCAGCACUACCAGGAUGUUUUACAAGACGCUAAAUCACAGAAACUCAGGAAUUCCUCCGAGAAGGCCUCGAAAGUUCUUUGGCUGGAAGAGAUACAGCGAGCCAUCGAUGAGGCCAACAGUGACAGGGACAAAGCGAAACAGUGGAUUACUCUGAUCGUUGAUGUUAAUCAGUGUUUGGAGGAAAAAAAAUCAAGUGACAUUUUGUCUAUAUUGAAGUCUUCUUCAACUAACAUCCUCCCUGAAUGUGUGGAGAGAUACUAUGAUGCCCUUGAGAAGGCAAAAGUGCUCAAAAGUGAAAGAGUGUCUAAUGAAGGUCCAUGGCUGAAAGUCACCCUGCAGGAGAAAUAUGACUACUAUUACAACAUUGAUUCAAAAGAGAGCUCCUGGGUCCAACCUGAAUCAUGCUCGCUUAAGGAAUCAUGGCUCAACAGAGAUGAAAUUGAGGAUAUUAUUGAGGAAGUCACGGUAGGGUACAUUCGUGAGAAUGUGUGGUCUGCUUCUGAAGAUUUGCUUCAUCGCUUUCGAGCUGCAAGUACCGGAAACCCCCUUAUGGAACAGUUUGAAGCUAGGAAAUCAUUUUUGUAUGAACAAGAAGCGAAUGUGGUCAAAAUACAGGCUUUCUGGAAAGGAUAUAAACAACGGAAGGCGUAUAUGGUGAGACGACAGACCUUUGGGGAUAAUAUUUAUUCUAUUGUGAAGAUUCAGUCCUGGUUCCGAAUGAUGUCAGCAAGAAAAAGCUACCUUUCACGACUACAGUUUUUCAGAGACCAUAAAUAUGCAAUUGUGAAAAUACAGUCACUGUUGAGAGCAAACAAGGCUAGAGAUGACUACAAAACACUGGUUGGCUCCCAAAACCCACCAUUAAGCGUAAUCCGCAAAUUUGUACACCUUCUGGACCAAAGUGAUUUGGAUUUCCAGGAGGAACUGGAGGUCGCACGAUUAAGGGAAGAAGUGGUGACCAAGAUCAGGGCCAAUCAGCAGCUGGAGAAAGAUCUGAACUUGAUGGACAUCAAGAUUGGGCUCUUGGUGAAGAACAGGAUCACACUAGAGGAUGUAAUUUCACACAGAACAAAACUGAAUAAGAAAAAAGGAGGAGAAAUGGAAAUACUAAAUAACACUGACAACCAGGGAAUAAAAAGUUUGAGUAAGGAGAGAAGAAAAACACUAGAAACAUAUCAGCAGCUAUUUUACCUUUUACAGACCAACCCUUUUUACUUGGCUAAGCUGAUUUUCCAGAUGCCACAGAACAAGUCAACUAAGUUUAUGGAUACCGUUAUUUUCACACUAUACAAUUAUGCUUCAAAUGAGCGAGAAGAAUAUCUACUCCUGAAGCUUUUUAAAACCGCUCUGGAGGAAGAAAUAAAAUCGAAGGUGGACCAGGUACAGGACAUAGUUACUGGUAACCCGACUGUCAUCAAGAUGGUCGUCAGCUUCAACAGAGGUGCCCGGGGACAGAAUAACCUGCGCCAGCUCCUGGCCCCAGUGGUGAAAGAGAUUAUCAAUGACAAGUCCCUGAUCAUCAACACGAACCCUGUAGAUGUGUACAAGUCUUGGGUGAACCAGCUAGAAACGCAGACAGGAGAGGCCAGCAAGCUGCCUUAUGACGUGACCACAGAACAAGCUCUGACAUACCAAGAAGUGAAAAACAAACUGGAGGCCUCCAUUGAGAACCUGAGAAGGGUCACCGACCAAGUCCUGAACUCCAUCAUUUCUUCCCUCGAUCUGCUGCCUUAUGGAUUGAGGUAUAUAGCCAAAGUACUGAAGAAUUCGAUCCAUGAGAAAUUCCCUGAUGCAACAGAAGAUGAGCUAUUAAAGAUUGUUGGAAAUCUCCUGUACUAUCGGUACAUGAACCCAGCCAUCGUAGCUCCAGAUGGCUUCGAUAUUAUUGACAUGACAGCAGGAGGCCAGAUAAAUCCCGACCAGAGAAGAAACUUGGGUUCCGUGGCCAAGGUUCUUCAGCACGCAGCCUCCAACAAGCUGUUUGAAGGAGAAAAUGAGCAUCUCUCAUCCAUGAAUGAUUAUUUAUCAACCACAUAUCAGGAAUUCAGGAAGUAUUUCAAAGAAGCCUGUAAUGUCCCGGAGCCAGAAGAGAAGUUUAAUAUGGACAAAUACACAGACUUGGUGACAGUCAGCAAACCAGUCAUUUAUAUUUCAAUCGAUGAAAUCAUCAGCACACAUUCACUCCUAUUGGAACACCAGGAUGCAAUUGUCUCUGAAAAAAAUGACUUACUGACAGAGUUGUUGGGGUUGCUGGGAGAAGUACCUACCGUGGAGUCUUUCCUUGGGGAAGGAGCAGUUGACGCCAAUGACCCUGACAAGGAAAACACACUAAGUCAACUCUCAAAGACUGAGAUUUCCCUUUACUUGACAAGCAAAUACGACGUAGAGGAUGGCGAAGCUAUAGAUGGUCACAGCCUCAUGAUAAAGACCAAAAAGCUGAUAAUUGAUGUGAUUCGGAACCAGUCAGGGAACUCAUUGACAGAAAUCUUAGAGACACCAGCAACUUCACAACAGGAAGAAGAUCAUGCUGCAGACAUGAAGAGCCGUGCAAGUAUAGAUUCCAGGACUCCAGAAGAAAUGAAGGCUAGCCAAUCUAUGAUGGAAGAUGCUCUGCUGCCCCUGGAGCAGAAGAAGAGAAAAAUCCAGAGGAAUCUCCGCACGUUAGAACAGACUGAGCACGUGACAUCCGAAAAUAAAUACCAAGCCAUUCUCAAUGAGAUUGCCAAGGAUAUUCUAAAUCAAAGAGUCUAUCGUACACUUCGAAAAAGUGAAUUAACCAAACUUCAGCAGACCCUGAAGGCCCUUAAUGAGAAGGCAGCAUUUUAUGAAGAGCAAAUUAAUUAUUAUGACACCUACAUAAAGACUUGCUUAGACAACUUAAAAAGAAAAAAUACUCGAAGAUCAAUUAAAGUAGAUGGAAAAGGAGAACCUAAGGGGGCGAAGAGAUCCAAGCCUGUGAAGUACACGGCUGCAAAGCUGCACGAGAAAGGUGUCCUGCUCGGGAUAGACGAUCUUCAGACCAACCAGUUUAAGAAUGUUACAUUUGAUAUCAUAGCUACUGAAGAUGUGGGCAUCUUUGAUGUCAGAUCUAAGUUCCUUGGUGUAGAGAUGGAAAAAGUGCAGCUGAAUAUUCAGGAUUUACUUCAGAUGCAGUAUGAAGGAGUAUCUGUAAUGAAGAUGUUUGACAAGGUGAAAGUGAACGUAAACCUUCUCAUUUACCUGCUGAACAAGAAAUUCUAUGGAAAGUGAAGUGCCUGCGGAAAUGUCACAAAUUCUGUAUCAUCUGGAUUGGAAAAUGAAUUUGUUUAGUAUUUUUGUUUUUAACAUGAUUGAAAUCACUGCUUACAAAUGUGUGAUUUUUUUUUUUUUAAGGACCAAAACUGUUCUCAAAAAUGUACCCAUGUGCCUUUUUGAUAAUUUGAUACUAAAAUAGAGUGAUAAUGAAGAAAGAAUUAAUGUAAACAUAUCCACGUUGUACUGUCAUGUAGGUACUCUGAUUUAAAACUUGGGACAUCCUGUGAUCUAUUUUAAAGGAGGGGGAAAUUUAGCUAACUGGGGACAAACAUAAACCUAUUUUCUUACGAAAAAAUUUUACCUAUCCCACGUGAAUGAUGUAAUUCUUCAUGAUUUUUUUAUCGGUGGAUAAAUGGAAACCUAAUUAUUUGUAAUGAAUUACUUAGACAGUUCUAAGCCUUGUCUUCUUUUAAGGAAAAUUUUGUGCAAUUCAAAAUGAAGUUUUUAUAAGUAAUCGAAACCGACAAUACAAUAACACUUUCUGUAUAAAAGUAUAUAUUUUAUGUGAUUUAUUCCUACUAAACGAAAGUGCACUACUGCCUCAUGAAAAGACUCGUAUGAAGAGCCUUUACCUUUAAGUGACUAAGGAACAACAGGACAGUGAUCCUAGACCCCCCACCUCCCCCCUUCACAAUGUAUUUGAAUACUUCAAUUGUGCCUCUCAAUUUUUUGUAAUGCUAUAAAAUCAUUAUCUAGAUGGUUUUUAAAUGUAUUCUUUGGAAAUUGUUUUAUGUAAAAUAAAUGUUACUUAAUUACAUU
Messenger RNA from Nycticebus coucang (slow loris), 5821 nucleotides. It is a transcript of the gene IQGAP2, whose product is annotated as IQ motif containing GTPase activating protein 2. The transcript has 36 exons. Gene Ontology annotation, biological process: regulation of GTPase activity; regulation of actin cytoskeleton organization. Gene Ontology annotation, molecular function: GTPase activator activity; calmodulin binding; actin filament binding. The record is from RefSeq and is a predicted model, not a curated record. Gene Ontology annotation, cellular component: cytoplasm. NCBI's taxonomy places the organism in Eukaryota, Metazoa, Chordata, Mammalia, Primates, Lorisidae. Bases 296 to 5017 code for a protein of 1573 amino acids.